Messenger RNA from Cooperia oncophora, 762 nucleotides. The record is from the annotation of a GenBank genome assembly. NCBI's taxonomy places the organism in Eukaryota, Metazoa, Nematoda, Chromadorea, Rhabditida, Trichostrongylidae.
AUGAAUUCUCAUGUGCAAGAUUAUCUAACCAGAACUUUGGGCACUCCGAUGCGUCUUCGGGACCUCAUCCGUCAGGUUCGUGCAGCACGAACGAUGGCCGAAGAAAGAGCAGUUGUGGACCGAGAAAGUGCCAAUAUACGAGAAAACUUCCGUGAAGAUGAUUCACCAUGGAAAUGUCGUAAUAUAGCGAAACUGCUCUACAUUCACAUGCUAGGAUAUCCAGCGCAUUUUGGUCAGAUGGAGUGCAUGAAACUCGUUGCGCAGCCACGUUUCACUGAUAAACGGAUAGGUUACCUUGGUGCAAUGUUACUGCUUGAUGAACGAUCAGAAGUCCAUUUGCUUGCUGCUCUCUGUGCCUUCCGAAUAGUACGCAAGGUCCCUGAACUCAUGGAAGUUUUUAUUUCUUGUACUCGUUCUCUAUUAGGAGAGAAGAAUCACGGUGUUCUUAUGGGUGCAACGACACUGGUCACAGAAAUGUGUGAACGUAGUCCUGAUGUGUUGAAUCACUUCAAAAAGUUGGUGCCUAAUCUCGUUCGGAUUCUCAAGAAUCUUCUGAUGAGCGGUUAUUCUCCGGAACAUGAUGUCACCGGGAUAAGUGACCCGUUUUUGCAGGUAAAAAUACUUCGAUUACUGAGGGUGCUGGGUAAGGAUGAUUCUAGAGCUACUGAAGAAAUGAACGAUAUUCUUGCUCAGGUAAAUUUUCUGUUACUUUUUUCCUUUACUGGUCUUUUUUUGAAAAUCGGGCGGGUUUUUUUUUCUUGA